Molecule: messenger RNA, 990 nt
Organism: Anoplopoma fimbria (sablefish)
Lineage: Eukaryota; Metazoa; Chordata; Actinopteri; Perciformes; Anoplopomatidae
Gene: vegfd
Product: vascular endothelial growth factor D
Exons: 8
Coding region: 1-930 (309 amino acids)
Biological process (GO): positive regulation of protein phosphorylation; positive regulation of mast cell chemotaxis; positive regulation of endothelial cell proliferation
Cellular component (GO): membrane
Molecular function (GO): vascular endothelial growth factor receptor 3 binding; growth factor activity; chemoattractant activity
Source: RefSeq, a predicted model, not a curated record
AUGAUGAAGAUGAAGCGGACCCUGUGCAGAAUCUCCUGCUUGGUGACUCUGGUUGUGGAGCUGAGCUGGAUCAACGUGGGCCAUGGCAUGCACAGAGAGGGAGGAAGUAGGGUAAUGAAGCAGUGGGAGAGGAAGGUGCGGUCAGCCUCCAGCCUGGAUGAGCUGCUGAGGCUCGCAGACUUUCCAGACUGGAAGUUGUGGAAGUGUCGUCUGAGACUGCAGCAGCCGGAGACCCUCUCUACUCCGCCUUCAGUGGGCUCACACCGCUCCACACGCUACGCUGCCGAAUCUUACAGCCUGGAGAUACUUAAAGCCAUAGAUGAAGAGUGGCAGAGGACUCAGUGCAUGCCGAGGGAAACGUGCGUUGACGUGGCCAAGGAGCUGGGCACCGACCCCUCAAUGUUCUUCAAGCCACCCUGUGUGUCUGUCCACAGGUGCAGUGGGUGCUGCAAUCAAGAGGGCGUCACCUGCAGAAACACAACUAAUGUGUAUGUGAAUAAAACUGUCCUUAGUGUGAUUCCAUUCAAGUUUGUACCAGAGCCCGUGCUAAUAAAAAUAGCUAACCAUACAGAGUGCAGGUGCAUGGAGCCCGCCAUAAUACGACGUAACGCUCAACCUCACAGGAGCAGUGGCUGCUCUCCGAUGGGCCAGCUGUCAGAGGCAGAGGACUCCCGAAGACUUUGUGCCAGUGGUUUGAUUUGGGAUUGUUCAACUGACAGAUGCAUCCCUUACCCUUCCAGUUCACCAGAGUUUCCACUCACUUCAUGGAUGCCGGACUGUGAGAUAGACGUUGAGCGCUGUGUCUGUCUCCCUCCGCCUGAACCGACUCUGCAGCCAAGACCGAUCCAACGCUGUCAACUCAACUCCUCCAUCUGUGCCCACAAGGAACAACGUUUUGAUCAAGCAUCCUGCAGAUGCAAAUGGCCCUAGUAGAAGUCCACUGGGGAAAAUAAAUAACGACAACCUGCUCGCCAAGGAUGUUUGGAGGCA